Messenger RNA from Polyodon spathula (Mississippi paddlefish), 934 nucleotides. It is a transcript of the gene bsx, whose product is annotated as brain-specific homeobox. Gene Ontology annotation, biological process: regulation of DNA-templated transcription. Gene Ontology annotation, molecular function: DNA-binding transcription factor activity, RNA polymerase II-specific; DNA binding. Lineage: Eukaryota; Metazoa; Chordata; Actinopteri; Acipenseriformes; Polyodontidae. The transcript has 3 exons. The coding region runs from base 98 to 790 and encodes 230 amino acids. The record is from RefSeq and is a predicted model, not a curated record.
UUGGCACUAAUAAUUUAGACGAAGGCUGACUGAUUUGCCAAAAUAUAGACAGCAACCAAUCCUUGGGACUGACUGAAUUACUGUACAGAGGGUGAAAAUGAAUCUAAAUUUCACGUCUCCGGCCCAUCCAAUGCCCUCUCAGAGGCCAACAUCAUUCUUUAUUGAAGAUAUUUUGUUGCAUAAGCCCAAGCCUUUACGAGAAGUAUUUCCAUCACCCUUCCACUCAUUGGCAUCGAGGGUACCUCUUCUGGAGUACGGGUACCCCCUCAUGCCAACGCCGAUACUGGCACCACACCCGCAUCACCAUCUUCACAAGCCGGACCAUCACCCUUAUUUCUUAACAUCGCCUGGUAUGCAUGUCCCGGCCUUAUUUCAGCACCACCCCGAGAUACCCGGAAAGCACUGCCGACGGCGUAAAGCCAGAACGGUCUUUUCAGACUCUCAGCUUUCGGGUCUGGAGAAGAGAUUUGAGGUCCAGCGGUAUCUCUCUACCCCCGAACGAGUAGAGCUGGCUUCCACCCUCAGCCUAUCAGAAACACAGGUAAAAACGUGGUUUCAGAACAGAAGGAUGAAGCACAAAAAACAGCUGAGGAAAACAAUCGAGGAACAAAAAAGCCCGAACGAUCUGGACCCGAGCCAGGAGCACAACUCCGGCGAAACGGAAGGCAGCGAGAAAUUCUCUUCCGAAGUAAAGACUAUUUGCAACCAGGACUCGUACAUCUCGGAGGACAACGAAGACGAUGUUGACAUCGAAGAUGACGAUGUUUGCUCCCAGGAGCAUUUGUUAUAAUCGAGGUGUGUUGUACGCAAGUGACACUGAACACAUACAAACAAAACUCUCAAUGUGUCUUUGAGUUCUAGCAGCUGGAAUCAUCUACCACCGUCCAAAAACGAGAGAGAAUCGAGUUUUUCUUAUAUAUUUAAGAUGCGUCCU